UUAUCUGUGUUCGUUGUUCGUUUUUCGGUGUUCGUUGUGGAUUUUAAUAUUAUUGUGUUAUUUUCUACGUUUUGGCUUGUUUACGGACUUUUAGUUUUUCUACGUACUACGUAGGACAUCACCUGGCUUGUUACUUGAACCCCGGACGGCAUGAUUGAUAACUUGGCUCUAUUACACGGAUUACAAUUUUUGCAAUUUUUAUUAAGUGUUUUAAAAUGCCGAAAUCAGCUGAAUUAAAAUGUUAUUUCAAAUGUAACAUCGAUGGACCUUUACAUCGCUUUCCCAAAUGGGAAUAUCCUCAUACUGAGAAAUUUAACCAAUGGAAAUCUGUACUUGACAACACAAUUCAAGAAAGAGGAAACAAUUAUAUUUAUAAUUCCAUUCGUAUAUGCCACAAACAUUUUGAGGAGCACUUCAAAUCAUCAAGCAGACGAUUGACGAGGAAUGCUGUCCCUACAUUGAACUUAAUGGCACACCCCAGCAGUCCUCAAAAAGCAGAAUGUGUAAGUGAUGUAUCAGCAAUGGGAUCUCCGACACUGGUUGAACCAUUUUCCCCAUCUAGCCCUUACGACCAGGAGUUUGCACCGACCGAUCCUCUCCUUCUAUACCAGCAAGGAAUCCAACUGGACACAAAUCAGGACUUUAGUUCUCCUCCACCAGCUGCAAAUGAUCAAGACAACUCGAAGUUGUGUCGCAUUUGCGGCAAAGACAAUAUUGCCCUAAUACAUUUGUUUAGUGAAGAAGCAUCACACAAUAACUUAGUACAAAAAAUAAACAAAUACCUGCCCAUUGUGGUGGACCUCCAUGACAAAUUACCUCUGGGUGUUUGCCAGUCAUGUGCAACUGCAGUGUUGAAUUGGCACAGUCUGGUGCAGUGCUGCAUAAAGACAGACAAGUUGCUGGCUUCGAAGCUUCAACAUAGUAAAGAAUCUAUCUGCAAACCAAACGGUGAAAAUUUUACUGAAAAUGAUAAUGUAAAGACGAGGUUAUCAACUGAUUAUUUAAUUUUAAUAUUGAAAGAAGUUUUAAAUGAUUACUUCAAGAUUCUGAAUGUCGACGAAGACAAUUCGGAUUUAAUGUAUGUUUGUCAAAUGUGCCCCGAGAACCCGGCAUUGACAUCUGCAGAAUGUUUGUAUGAUCAUUUGAUAGCCUCUCAUAAUAAAGAGCUUUGUGACAAGUCAGCUAUCGAGACAUUUGUAAAAGAAAACAUUACAUUCGAAGAAGUCCUGAAUAACGAUGAAGUGUCAGAUGCGGAGUCAGAGAAACAUAUUGUAGAUAUACCUAAUUAUUAUUGCCCGUAUUGCGAGAGUGUGUUUUCAUCACCAACUCGCCUCAUAUGUCAUCUGAACAAACAUGUAAAAGUGAGCAUCGACGACGGGGUCUUGUGUUGCAAUAGUCUAUACUCUGACAAAAAAUCUUUCGUUUUACAUUUGCAAGAGAAACAUGUAAAUAAAACCAUAGAUACGGAGUUAAUCUGCAAAACAUGUGGGUCUGUCGAAGAAAACGCUGAGGCAUUGGAGAUACACAUAAACGAAAAUCAUUCAGGUGCCGAACACCAGAAGAAAAAGGUAGAGCCAAAUCCGAAGUGCCAGACGUUCAUUCCCGCCGUGUGCCCCGAGUGUAACAAAACCUUCGCCAAUAAAUACACCAUGCUGAAACAUAUGGAGAGUCACACAAAUGUAACGAACUGCAAAUUUGUGUGCGAUAAGUGUAAUAAGACGUAUAAGAGUCGAAGUAGCCUGAAUCAUCAUCAUAGGGUAUGCCACGAAGGUCGCCUACCAUUCCUAUGCCCCAUGUGUGGCGAGGGCUUUCCGAGACGCAUGGCCAGGGAUAAUCACGUGCGCAUCCACACUGGCUUCAAACCGUUCUCUUGCCAGUAUUGCAACAAGUCGUUUCGAGCACAGAACACACUCGAUUGCCACAUACAAAUGCAUUUAAACAUACGGAAGUACGAGUGUGACCUGUGCCCGAAGAGGUUCAGGAAGAGGAGUCAUCUCAACUGCCAUUUAAAAUCUCACUUCAGGACGCGUAUCGGUGAAGGACCCUGCGUGUGCCACAUCUGCGGCAAACAGUUGCGUACACCAAAAGGUCUGCAGCGACACCUCACGGAGACGCACGAGCGGCAACGGCGCUACAUCUGCGCCGUGUGCACAAAGAACUUCGCCAACUCGCAGAACCUCAAGCAGCACGUCCGCAUCCACACGGGCGAGCGGCCCUACGUGUGCGCGCAGUGCGGCAAACGCUUCACGCAGAGCGGCUCGCUGCACGUGCACCUCAAGACGCACGGGGCGCAGCUGCCGCACGCGUGCGCGGAGUGCGGGGCGCGCUUCCGCCUGCGGAGUGGGCUGGCGCGCCACCGCCUGCGGCACUCGGGCGAGCGGCCGCACGCCUGCUCCGCCUGCGGAAAGGCCUUCCGCCAGCGGCACGAGCUCGCCGCGCACGCGCUCACGCACUCCGACUGCAAGCCGCACGCCUGCGACACGUGCGGGUCCGCCUUCCGCCAGCGCCGCGCGCUGCGGCACCACUGCAGGCGACUGCACGCCGCACAAGCGACGCACGGCGCGCACGCGACACACGGCGCGCACGCGACACGCGACGCGCACGCGACACACGACGCGACAAACGACGCGCACGCGACACACGACACGCACGCGACACACGACGCGCACGCGACACACGACACGCACGCGACACACGACGCGCAUGCGACGCACGACUCGCACGCGGCGCUGGUGUACGACCACGGGGCGCGCUACGAGUGA
Molecule: messenger RNA, 2762 nt
Organism: Melitaea cinxia (Glanville fritillary)
Lineage: Eukaryota; Metazoa; Arthropoda; Insecta; Lepidoptera; Nymphalidae
Product: zinc finger protein 37-like
Exons: 7
Coding region: 216-2762 (848 amino acids)
Biological process (GO): regulation of DNA-templated transcription
Cellular component (GO): nucleus
Molecular function (GO): RNA polymerase II cis-regulatory region sequence-specific DNA binding; zinc ion binding; DNA-binding transcription factor activity, RNA polymerase II-specific
Source: RefSeq, a predicted model, not a curated record